AAUGAAUCCUGGACAUUUGGCAGUCUCUCUCCAGAGCCUCAAAAAGAGAUCAAGUAGGUUUCUUGGAAGCCACUCUUGAAGGCUUGGAGCUUUAUAUAUGUGUACACACACAAGUGACACAAUAUCCUGUACAGGCCAGGAGAACAAGCGUCUUACAUAAACUCCAUCAUAUUCAGGCCACCAUUUGAUCAUUUCACUUUCAUAACUUCUCAGUUUCUUCUCUUUCUUUAUUGGUUCAGUUUUUAUUUUUUGUUUUUUAUCCUUUUUCUCUCUAUCUUAGUACAUUCUGUUCGUGUCAUAGUGACUUGGACAUAUACACACACUUAUUCUAUCUCCUUUGCUAACACAUAUCUUAAAGGAGGGUCAUUCUCAAACACUCAUGGCAGGGAAAGCCAAGAACAAGAUGAAACUUGAAUUGGGUUGCGGUUUGAUGGGGAGAAUUUUGCAACUCAAAAGCAAUAGGCUGAGAAAAUCCUCUGUUCAUUCACUACCCGUGAAGCCUAGCAACACUGCACAACACAAGGAUCAUGCCAAAAACGAAUCCAAGAGGCCUCAAAACCAUGGAUCAAAGGUUCCAAAAGAUAGCUUCACUGAGACUGUUCCUACACCGAAAGUGGAACAGAAUCCAGCCACAAAGAGUCCCUCUAAUCAUCGUGCAACUUCUGCGUAUCGAAACAUCCAAAAUGGAAGACCUUCAGAUGCUGCAAGAAGCUCAGUUCAACAGAACCACGAUUCCAAUGAUGAGUGUAAACAACAGAAAGAGCAUGCUGGUAAUUCUCUGGAACUUGCUAUUGCUAGGAUAAGUACAAGCACUAGUCAUCAGCAAAACAACGAGACCAAAUCCCCAGCCAAAGAUUUAAGUGCCUUGAAACUCACUGGGAAUUUGAUUGUGAAUAGCAGCCCAAGAACUAGUGUUACCAAGAAUAAAGAGUUGAAUUCUAUGUCCAGUUCUUACAAUAAUAAUACAAACAAAGGUUUAAUGGGGAAUAUCUUGAGGAAGAGCGAUGAUGAGUUUGCACAAUUUCGAAGUCCAAGGAACAGCAGAGUGGACCCUGAGGUGUUCAAAUCCAUGGGGAAUGAAGCAUACAAGCAGGGAAGAUUUGGGGAAGCUUUGGCUUUGUAUGAUCGAGCCAUUGAUCUUGACUCCAAUAAGGCAACGUAUCAUUGCAAUAAGAGUGCAGCUUUAAUAGGCUUGCGACGCUUUCCGCAGGCAAUAGUUGAGUGUGAGGAAGCAAUCAGAUUGGAACCUUCGUAUGGCAGAGCCCACACUCGUUUGGCAACCAUAUAUUUCAGAUUGGGAGAAGUAGAAAAGGCAAUGAAUUGCAAUCAAACAGCCCCAUAUGUAGAUUCCAUCCUCGCUUACCAAGCUCAGACUCUUCAAAAUCACCUCAACAAAUGCAAUGAAGCUCGGAAAGUCAAUGAUUGGAAAUCUAUAUUGAAAGAAACCCAGGCUGCAAUUUGCUUAGGUGCUGAUUCAGCUCCACAGGUCUAUGCUUUACAAACUGAAGCCUUGCUGAAGCUCCUAAGACAUCAAGAGGCAUACGCAACCUACGAGAAAACGCCAAAACUUGACCUUGAUAGUUGUAACAAAUUACUUGGCCUGGCUCGUAGUGCUUACCUAUUGAUGAUAGGCGCACAAGUUUACUUGGCAGCCGGCAGGUUUGAGGAUGCUGUGACAGCAUCUCAGCAUGCAGCUAAAUUUGAUCCAAGCAGCAACGAGGUGAAUGCAAUGGUAAGGAGAGCCAGAGCAGCUGCAUCAGCUAGAAUGAGCGGUAACCUACUUUUCAAGGCAUCAAAAUUCAUGGAAGCAUGUGCUGUAUACAACGAAGGACUAGAGCAUGAUCCAUACAACCCAAUUCUGCUAUGCAACAGGGCAGCAUGUCGAUCUAAGCUAGGCCAAUUUGAAAAAGCAAUUGAAGAUUGUAAUGUAGCCCUUAUAGUUCAGCCUAGUUAUAGCAAGGCAAGGUUGAGGAGGGCAGAUUGUAAUGCCAAGUUGGAACGAUGGGAAGCUGCCAUUCAAGACUACGAAAUGCUAAUAAGAGAAAAGCCAGUGGAUGAGGAGGUGGCCAGGGCUCUGUUUGAGGCCCAGCUCCAACUCAAGAUGCUACGUGGUGAAGAUAUUAAGGACUUGAAAUUUGGUGCAAAUUUGGUUUUCAUCUCAAGCAAUGAUCGGUUUAGACAUUAUGUAACUUCACCCGGGAUGUCUGUGGUGCUCUUUUGCAACAAGGCAACCCACAAGCAAGUAUUGCUUGUUUUGGAGCAAACCUGCAAGAGAUACCCAUCAGUUAAUUUUCUUAAGGUGGAGAUUGAAGACCACCCUUACUUGGCAAAAUCAGAAGGUGUGAACUCCAUUCCAGCCUUCAAAAUAUACAAGAAUGGAUCAAGGGUUAAAGAAAUUCCAGGCAACAACCACGAAUUGUUAGAAAGAUCAGUUAUAUUAUAUAGCAGCUGAAGAAAGUCACACUUCUUCAAAUGACAACAUAUAGACUGCAGGAUGAGGAAGGUUUGAAUUUUCAGAAGGGAUGUGAAAGGAAGACGUCCAAAAUAAAUCAAGCUAAUUGUUUGUGCUUCAUAAAUUUGGUGACCUUGCAUAUAAGGCAGAGGAAACCAAAAAAGCAUAGCAUUGUUACAGGCCGUAGAAAAGUUUACAGGAAAAGGAAUUCUUUGUGUUAGUAAUUGAUUCUUUUAAUCCUUUGGAUGUUUGAGCAGUCUUUAAUUCUUCAUAUGCAGUGAAUAUUGAUCUUGAAACCUGAACAACUUCAGCUUUUUUCAUUGAUAAGUUAUAUAUUCUUUACAGGAGUGGUUUUUUACCAGUGGACAUUCUAAAUUAUUAUAGCAAUGUAGUAGAAGGAACCCAAUUGUUGUACAUUACAGAAACUUUGUGGAAUACGUGAACAUUUGUUAUGCCCUUGUUAGUUGUGGUGAGAGUUUCUAUUAUUUUAAAUUUUAUCUUUCAAGCUUGAUGGUUCAAACACACAUUGUUUUCCGCUUAAGCAGGCCAGA
Molecule: messenger RNA, 3003 nt
Organism: Abrus precatorius (Indian licorice)
Lineage: Eukaryota; Viridiplantae; Streptophyta; Magnoliopsida; Fabales; Fabaceae
Product: TPR repeat-containing thioredoxin TTL1
Exons: 7
Coding region: 380-2452 (690 amino acids)
Cellular component (GO): cytoplasm
Molecular function (GO): protein binding
Source: RefSeq, a predicted model, not a curated record